Molecule: messenger RNA, 1743 nt
Organism: Silurus meridionalis
Lineage: Eukaryota; Metazoa; Chordata; Actinopteri; Siluriformes; Siluridae
Product: N-acyl-aromatic-L-amino acid amidohydrolase (carboxylate-forming) B-like
Exons: 7
Coding region: 491-1468 (325 amino acids)
Molecular function (GO): aminoacylase activity; hydrolase activity, acting on ester bonds
Source: RefSeq, a predicted model, not a curated record
UGUGUUAGAGCAGGAAAACACACUCAAAUGUGCAGGGCAGCAGAUUGGCCUGCUGCAUAAAUCUGCAGUGGUCUCUUUCUCAGAGAGAGAGAGAGAGAAGAGGGGUGAACGGUGCAGUGCAGAGCACACACCCAAACUCACUAUAAAUUCAGAGAAGCAGCAUGAAUGUGUGUGACUGUGUGUGAGUGAGUGUGUGUGUGUGUGUGUGUGUGUGUGUGUGUGUGUGUGUGUGUGUGUGACUGUGACUGCUGAGUCAGUUAAACUGUAAUACAGAGGCGAGAAUGGUCAGAGAGCAAUGCAGCAGCCAAAAGAAACUGGACAGCUGAAAAACUUCUCCCAGUUACUCAGGAUGGCUAGAACAUAGUCUUGUUAAUCAUGGCAAUUCUAGACCAGGAUCAGGACCAGGAUCAGAUUAUCUACGCUUAGUUACAGCUUGCUGAAGGUUGGUGUCUUGAACUAGAACUAUUAGGAUUGUGUGUGAGACUGAGUGAUGGACAGAGAACACCGCUCCCAUCUCCGAAGUAAGCCAGAAAUAGUGACCAUCCCGGCCCUGUACCGCAUGGCCCUGUGUGGUGGUACCCAUGGCAACGAGCUGGCGGGGGUUUACCUGCUGCGCCAGAGCAUGAGGAGGAAGCGGAAGGGCAGCAUGGUGGAUCCGGUUACUAUGGUAACAGUAAUGGCAAACCCGCGUGCUGUGCAGCGGUGUGUACGUUACACAGAGAUGGAUCUCAACCGCUGCUUCACACACACUACACUGAGUGCCCCCGUCUCUGAUAUCACCCCGUAUGAGGUUGUUCGUGCUCAGGAGCUGAACGCUCUGCUCGGGCCUAAAGGCGACUCCGCAGCAGUGGAUCUGCUCUGUGAUCUCCACAGCAGCACUGCAAACGUAGGUCUCUGCGUCAUCGCUCACUCCGACAACGACUGGAUCUGCCUGCACAUCUGUAAACACCUGCAGAGGGAGCUGGCCACCAUUCCAGUGCGCUACGUCCACUACGAUGUUCCCAAGAGUGAGGCUUACACAUUGCACUCUGUUGGGAAACAUGGCUUUGCGAUGGAGGUGGGUCCUCAGCCACAUGGCGUGAUCAGAGCCAACGUUUUUACUGCCAUGCAAGAAGCUGUUCAUCUCACACAUGAAUGGGUUCGUCUUUUCAACUCAGGGGCCCAGUUUGAGAGUGGCUCGGUGGAUGUUUACACGAUGGUGGAGAACAUAAAAUACCCUCAAGAUCCUCUUACACACACCAUCACAGCUGCUGUACACCCAGAACUACAGGAUAGAGAUUUCUGUCUCCUCCACCCAGGUGACCCCGUCUUUCUCUCUUUUUCUGGAGAAACUCUGAGGUACAAAGGGAAAGAGGCACUCUAUCCAUUCUUCAUCAACGAGUGUGCGUUCUACGAGACGGGUGUCGCUCUGUCUCUAGCUAGGAGAAGGAAGGUGGAGAUUCCGGCCGUGCAAUGCAGAAGAACGUGAAGUGCGCACUUGUCAAUUAUGGAAAUCCCAGUGUUUAAAUGCCUGAAUUUUCGAUAAAGGACCUGACUAGAUGGGAACCAGCUUUUGUCUAUACCUUCAUUUGGUGAACCUUAAAGUGUCCAUGAAAUAAAAAUGUGUUUCAGAAUUCUUUCAGAACUUACAUGAUUCAUGGUGAUAUUGACCUCCGUAUACAGGAAUCUGUUCUUAGAAAAUGACAAAUAGUUGUUGUGUAUACAUACACCGGCCAGGCAUAACUUUAUGGCCAUCGAUCAGGC